UCGUCUCUUCUCUCUCUCUCUGAUCUCUCUCUAACCUCUUCUAUACAUGUCUAAGAAUUUUUAUAUUUAAAGAGCUGCAAGUGGUUCAAACUGUGGCCUCUGACCGAGAAAGAGAGUUGAUGAAGUAGUGCAACGGAUCAGAGAUGUUGUGGCUAUUUUGUUGGUUCGUGUUGCUGUUGAAGUCUUUAGGCUCAGUUCAUGGAGGCAACAUAACAUACGAUGGAAGAUCUUUAAUCAUCAAUGGCCAUCACAAGAUUCUCUUCUCCGGCUCAAUCCACUAUCCUCGUAGCACUCCGGAGAUGUGGCCAUCUUUGAUUGGGAAAGCCAAAGAAGGGGGAAUAGAUGUGAUACAAACCUAUGUGUUUUGGAACCUUCAUGAGCCCCAGCAAGGACAGUUUGAUUUUAGUGGAAGACGUGAUUUAGUAAGGUUCAUUAAGGAAAUCCAAGCACAAGGCCUAUAUGUGUGCCUUAGAAUGGGACCGUUUAUCGAGGCUGAAUGGUCUUAUGGGGGCCUACCGUUUUGGUUACAUGACAUUCCCGGCAUUAUCUUCCGAUCUGAUAACGAACCCUUCAAGUUUCACAUGAAGAGGUUUGCAAAGAACAUUGUAGGCAUGAUGAAAUCGGAAGGACUGUAUGCUUCACAAGGAGGGCCAAUUAUACUAUCACAGAUUGAGAACGAGUACAUGUUGGUAGAAGCAGCUUUUCAUGAGAAAGGGCCGCCUUACGUUCGUUGGGCUGCAAACAUGGCUGUGGGGCUUCAAACUGGUGUCCCCUGGGCAAUGUGUAAGCAAGAUGAUGCCCCUGACCCAGUGAUAAAUUCAUGCAAUGGGAUGAGAUGUGGAGAAACAUUUGCUGGACCCAACUCGCCAAAUAAGCCAGCAUUGUGGACGGAGAACUGGACAAGUUUCUAUCAAACAUACGGUGAAGAAACAUACAUGAGGUCAGCUGCACACAUUGCAUUUCACGUUGCAUUGUUCAUCGCAAAGAAAGGAAGCUACGUUAAUUAUUACAUGUAUCAUGGAGGCACCAAUUUUGGAAGAACAGGCUCUGCGUAUAUAAUCCCAAGUUAUUAUGAUCAAGCUCCUCUUGAUGAGUAUGGUUUAAUUAGACAACCAAAAUGGGGUCAUCUUAAGGAGCUGCAUGCUGCUAUAGAGUUAAGCUCAAGCCCUUUACUUUCAGGAGCACACACUGCAUUUCCUUUGGGUGAACUGCAACAAGCUUAUGUCUUCAAAAGUGACGCAGGAGAAUGUGCUGCCUUUUUGGUAAACAAUGAGACGAGUGAUGUGAAAGUUGUCUUUCAGAAUUUUUCAUAUGAAUUGCCUCGAAAUUCAAUCAGUAUCCUACCAGAUUGCAAGACCGUAAUCUUCAACACUGCAAAGGUAAGCACACAACAUAAUACAAGAUCAGUGAUCUCGAGCCAAAAGUUUGACUCAAUUGAACAAUGGGAAGAGUACAAAGAAGUUAUUCCCGACUUUCACGAGACUUCAUUAAGAGCAAAAAAAUUGUUUGAGCAAAUGAAUACAACAAAAGAUUCAUCUGAUUAUCUUUGGUACACUUUCAGGUUUCAACAUGAUAGCCCAAGUGCUCAAUCCAUACUCAAUGUUGCUUCCUGUGGACAUGUUCUGCAUGCCUUUUUAAAUGGAGGUCACGCAGGAUCUGCUCAUGGAAGUCGCCAGAAAAAAACUUUCACCCUGAAGAAUAGUGUGAGGUUAAGAAAUGGGACAAAUUUCAUCUCCUUACUCAGUGUAAUGGUUGGAUUGCCGGAUUCAGGAGCAUUUCUCGAGCAUAGAGUUGCAGGCUUGCGCCGAGUAAGAGUCCAAGGCAAAGAUUUAUCUAACCACCCAUGGGGAUAUCAGGUUGGAUUGUCAGGAGAGAAACUGCAAAUAUAUACAGAUCUUGGAUCAAGACAAAUACAAUGGAGAAGGUUUGGAAUCUCUACUCAUCAAAGACCCACAUGGUAUAAGACUACGUUUGAUGAACCUGCUGGAAACAACCCCGUUGCACUGAACCUCGGUUCCAUGGGAAAAGGAGAAGCUUGGGUCAAUGGCCAGAGCAUUGGUCGAUAUUGGGUAUCAUACCGCACCUCAAAAGGAAAUCCUUCACAAACAUGGUACCAUGUACCUCGAUCCUUCCUCAAGCCUAAAGGCAACCUAUUAGUUCUACUAGAAGAAGAAAGAGGGUACCCCUUGGGGAUUUUCCUGGACACAAUUUCAAUAACAAAAGUAUGUGGCCUUGUGUCUGGUUCCCAUUUGCCCUCAGUUACUUCAUGGAGGAGACAAGAUGGAAGUGGAAAAAUCUAUCAAAAGAAACCUGACAGAAGGCCUAAACUUCAGCUCGACUGUCCUCCAAAACAUAUCAUAUCCAAGAUCUUAUUUGCAAGCUUUGGAACACCUUCUGGGGAUUGUGAGAGUUAUGAUAUUGGAAGCUGUCAUUCAUCUAAUUCCAGAGACAUUGUAGAAAAGGCAUGUCUAGGAAAGAAUAGAUGCUCCCUCAUUGUAUCAAGUCAUACUUUUGGUGGCGAUUGGUGCCCAGGCAUUCCUAAAGCUCUAUUGGUUGAUGCACAAUGCUCCUGACCCUGGAUAAUUUAGUACCAUCUUUUACAUGGAGGAGAUUCAAACUAUCAAUUCCUAUUUUUACCCAUAGAUCUAUAAAUAAGUAACUAAAGACAUCAUCACUAUUGAAUUAUAAUUUUUUAUUGAUGAUCGGA
This is a messenger RNA of Alnus glutinosa, 2707 nucleotides long. RefSeq names its product beta-galactosidase 16-like. Gene Ontology annotation, biological process: carbohydrate metabolic process. Bases 144 to 2573 code for a protein of 809 amino acids. Gene Ontology annotation, molecular function: carbohydrate binding; beta-galactosidase activity. The transcript has 19 exons. NCBI's taxonomy places the organism in Eukaryota, Viridiplantae, Streptophyta, Magnoliopsida, Fagales, Betulaceae. The record is from RefSeq and is a predicted model, not a curated record. Gene Ontology annotation, cellular component: vacuole; cell wall.